This is a messenger RNA of Rotaria sp. Silwood1, 1324 nucleotides long. The record is from the annotation of a GenBank genome assembly. NCBI's taxonomy places the organism in Eukaryota, Metazoa, Rotifera, Eurotatoria, Philodinida, Philodinidae.
AAAAACAAAUUGAUAUACAACUUCAAAUCUUAGAUAAAAUCGAUCAACUAUACCCCUGGAAAGUAAAAGCUGGACAUGGUAUUUCGAAUCUAUUGACGCUCGAGAAGGACAUUUUGGAAAACUUAAUUAUACCAUUUGAUAGCCCUUGGAAUUCUCUAUCACCCUGUCUAUUUUUGUCUUCGUUUACAGUUAAAUAUUACCAAAAUAAAUUGAGUGCAAUGAAGGUACCCUUAUGUCCAGAUUCUCACAGACUGGAUUUUUUCUCUGCCAUCAAAAUUAGUCUUUCAGAUUUUUUUAUCACUAUGGUGUUAUCUUUUUUAAAAGUAAUUAUAGAUUCUGAUAGAGCUUGAAAUUCUCUAUCAGCCCAUAUAUUUAUCUAUUGCCUUAUAUUUGUUUAUUGAAAAAUAAUUUGAAUAGAAUGAACGGUCCCUCAAUCGACAAGUAUGAAAAAUCUGCAGUUUUUCUCGCUACUUAAAUUCAAGACAAUAUAUUAAUAUAUAGGAUGAUAGAGAAUUUCAAGCUCUAUCAGAAUGUAAAAUUUUUUUUUGGAAAAACUUAUUCCUAUACGAAAAUAAUUUGCGAAAGAAACUAAAAAAACAACGAAAAAAUGCGGAUUUUGUAUACUUGUCAAUUGAGGAGGCGUUCAUUGUAUUCAAAUUAUUUUUCAAUAAACAAAUAUAAGGCAAUAGAUAAAUAUAUGGGCUGAUAGAGAAUUUCAAGCUCUAUCAGAAUAUAUAAUUACUUUUUUGGAAAUGUAUUUCUAUAGCUGGAGAACUAGUUGAGGAGACAAAAUCCAAUCUGUGAAAACCUGGACAUAAGGGUACCUUCAUUGCACUCAAUUUAUUUUGGUAAUGUUUAACUGUAAACGAAGACAAAAAUAGAUAGGGUGAUAGAGAAUUCCAAGGGCUAUCAAAUGGUAUAAUUAAGUUUUCCAAAAUGUCCUUCUCGAGCGUCAAUAGAUUCGAAAUACCAUGUCCAGCUUUUACUUUCCAGGGGUAUAGAUAAUCAAUUCAUUAAUCAUAAAACAUUAGAAAAUCUUCGUAAACAUCUACAUGAAGAACAAAAACAACAACAAGGUUCAAUAAUUCUUUCAUCAAAUAGACAAAUACAUAGUGAUACUCAUAUUCAAAUUAUACCUGUUCCAACUCAUCUAUCAAAAUCACCAACAAUGACGAUUGUCGAAGAAAAACAAAUUAAAAAUAUUUCACAUCAAACAACAAUCAAACCUACUAUUAGUGAAUUAAUACCAAAGAUUGAUUCAGUCGAACAAACUAAUCUUUCAUUAGUAACAACUAAUGCAAAAGAAUUAUAUCAAGAAUUAUAA